CUGCUCUGCCCGUAGAUCUCCAUUGCGUAUGCGCAGCGAACAGCUGGCGGAAUCCGCAUCUUUCCAACGCAGCUUCCGGUUUUGUGGCGGUUCCUCUGGCUGGACAGUCGGUGGGCAUUGGUUCGGCAGGUAAAUCAGAGGAUUCACUGUUGCGUCUAUGGCUGCCUCACAAACUUCACAGACUGUUGCAUCUCAUGUUCCCUUUGCAGAUUUAUGUUCAACUUUAGAACGAAUACAGAAAAGUAAAGGACGUGCAGAAAAAAUUAGACACUUCAAGGAAUUUUUAGAUUCUUGGAGAAAAUUUCAUGAUGCUCUUCAUAAGAACCAAAAAGAUGUUAAAGACUCUUUUUAUCCAGCAAUGAGACUUAUUCUUCCUCAGCUAGAAAGAGAGAGAAUGGCUUAUGGAAUCAAAGAAACUAUGCUUGCUAAGUUUUACAUUGAAUUGCUCAAUUUACCACGAGAAGGAAAAGAUGCUCUUAAACUCCUAAAUUACAGAACACCUACUGGAACUCGUGGAGAUGCUGGAGACUUUGCAAUGAUUGCAUACUUUGUGUUGAAGCCAAGAUGUUUGCAGAAAGGAAGUUUAAACAUCCAGCAAGUCAAUGAACUUUUAGACUCAAUUGCCAGCAAUAAUUCUGCCAAAAAAAAGGACCUAGUGAAAAAGAGUCUUCUUCAACUUAUAACUCAGAGUUCAGCACUUGAACAAAAGUGGCUUAUACGGAUGAUUGUAAAGGACUUAAAGCUUGGUUUCAGUGAGAAAACUAUAUUAUCUGUUUUUCAUAACGAUGCUGCUGAGUUGCAUAAUGUCACCACGGAUCUAGAAAAAGUCUGCAGGCAACUCCAUGACCCCUCUGUUGGACUCAGUGAUAUUUCGAUCACAUUGUUUUCUGCCUUUAAACCAAUGCUGGCUGCCAUAGCAAAUAUUGAGCACAUUGAGAAGGACAUGAAACAGCAGAGUUUCUACAUCGAAACCAAGCUCGAUGGUGAACGCAUGCAGAUGCACAAAGAUGGAGAUGUGUAUCGGUACUUCUCUCGAAACGGGUACAACUACACUGAUCAGUUUGGUGCUUCUCCCAAUGAAGGUUCUCUUACCCCCUUCAUUCAUAAGGCGUUCAAAACAGAUGUGCAGACCUGUAUCCUGGAUGGAGAGAUGAUGGCCUACAACCCCAACACCCAAACUUUUAUGCAAAAGGGGAAUAAGUUUGACAUUAAAAGAAUGGUGGAAGAGUCUGAUCUGCAGACUUGUUACUGUGUUUUUGAUGUGUUGAUGGUUAAUAAUAAAAAGCUAGGACGCGAGACCCUGAAAAAGAGGCAUGAGAUUCUUAAUAAUACCUUUACCCCAAUACCAGGUAGGAUGGAAAUAGUACAGAAAGCACAAGCUCGUACUAAGAAAGAAGUCAUUGAUGCACUGAAUGAAGCAAUUGAUAAAAGAGAAGAGGGAAUCAUGGUCAAACAUCCUCUGUCCAUUUAUAAGCCAGACAAAAGAGGCGAAGGGUGGCUAAAAAUUAAACCAGAGUAUGUCAACGGAUUAAUGGAUGAGUUGGACAUCUUAAUUGUGGGAGGCUAUUGGGGAAAGGGCUCCCGCGGUGGCAUGAUGUCUCAUUUUCUGUGUGCCGUAGCAGAGAAGCCCCCUUCUGGUGAGAAACCAACUGUGUUUCAUACGCUCUGUCGUGUCGGCUCAGGGUACACCAUGAAAGAAUUGUAUGAUCUAGGUCUAAAACUGGCCAAAUACUGGAAACCUUUUCAUAAAAAAGCACCCCCAAGUAGCAUUCUGUGUGGAACAGAGAAACCAGAAGUGUACAUUGAACCUUGUCAUUCUGUCAUUGUUCAGAUUAAGGCAGCAGAGAUUGUCCCCAGUGAAAUGUAUAAGACUUGCUGUACCUUGCGUUUUCCGAGAAUUGAGAAGAUAAGGGAUGACAAAGAGUGGCACGAGUGCAUGACUCUGGAUCAGCUAGAGCAGCUGGGGGGGAAGGCCUCCGGGAAGCUUGCCUCCAAGCACCUGGACCUGGACAGUACCGAUGAGCCAAAAGAGAAAAAGCGGAAAACCGCCCCAAAGGUGAAGAAAGUCAUUGGGAUUCUUGAACACUUGAAAGCACCUAACCUCUCUAACGUAAGCAAAGUUUCUAAUAUAUUUGAGGAUGUAGAGUUCUGUGUUAUGAGUGGAACAGUCAGUCAUUCAAAACUUGACCUGGAGAACAGAAUUGCAGAAUUUGGUGGUUACAUAGUACAAAACCCUGGUCCCGACACGUACUGUGUCAUUGCAGGCUCAGAGAAUAUCAGAGUGAAAAACAUUAUUUCAUCUGAUAAACACGAUGUUGUCCGGCCCGAGUGGCUUUUAGAAUGUUUUAAAGCCAAGACCUGCUUGCCAUGGCACCCUCGCUUUAUGAUUCACAUGUGUCCAUCAACAAAACAGUAUUUUGCCCGUGAAUAUGAUUGCUAUGGUGACAGUUAUUUUGUGAACACAGAUUUGACCCAACUGAAAGAAGUGUUCUCAGGGAUUAAAAAUCCUCAUGCCCAGAGCCCUGAAGAAAUGGCCUCUGUGAUUGCAGAGUUAGAGUGUCGUUAUUCCUGGGACCGCUCUCCUCUCAGUAUGUUUCGACACCACACCAUUUAUCUGGACCUGUACACUGUUGUUAAUGACUUGAGUACGAGCAUCAAGGGAGCAAGGUUAGCUGUUACAGCUUUGGAGCUUCGCUUUCAUGGAGCCAAAGUGGUCUCUUGUUUAGCUGAAGGGGUGUCUCACGUGAUCAUUGGGGAAGAUCAGAGUCGGGUGGCAGAUUUUAAAGCUUUUCGAAGAACUCUGAAGAAAAAGUUUAAAAUUCUCCAAGUAGCUUGGGUAACUGAUUCAAUAGACAAAGGUGAGUUAGAGGAGGAAAGUCGGUAUUUGAUUUAAAGUUGGCUUUUUAGUGAGGAAAACCUUGAAUCACACGGACUCAUUGCAACAGAUAGUAAUGAUAAACUAUUUUAUUUUUGUGUUUAAAACAUGUACUUAGUACAUACAGGAAAACAAAAAAAAUUUUUCUAAGAUAAAAAGCAACAGAAUGAUCCAAAGCCAGGAAAGAAAUUCUCUCACUAGUAUAUAUUUUAUGACUUUUUAUAACAAAGAUGAAACAAAUGAAGAUAUAUUUAUAUCCAUAUGGAAGGUUACUAUUGGACUCAGAUAUUAAUAAAAUACAUUAGGAAGCCUUUACAAUAUUGAUCCUCUAAACGUUAUUUUUCUAAAAUCAACUAAAAUUUUUAAUAAGGAUAUUUUAAGGGAAAAAAUACCAUGAAAUUGUUAAGUUUGCCCUGUGAAAACAUGUCCAUUUACUUGAAGCCUAAAAUGCAUGUUUUAAAAGUGGAAUGUAAAUAAAUUUAUUUUUUAAGACUAAGUUAUUUAAAAUCUGUGUGUAUAGCAUAUAUUAUGAGUGAAUUUGUAUAACAAAUUUUCCACUAUAUGUUUAAAAAUGUGUGUUCUUGAAAUGAAGGGAAUUUGCAACCUGUACUGUUGUAUAUAAGUUAUUUAGAAGUAGAAUAAAUGUAUGUGAUUAUGUUAUAUUAAUUUAAAUAAAAUAUCUAAUAUAGUGUUAAAA
Molecule: messenger RNA, 3572 nt
Organism: Cavia porcellus (domestic guinea pig)
Lineage: Eukaryota; Metazoa; Chordata; Mammalia; Rodentia; Caviidae
Gene: Lig4
Product: DNA ligase 4
Exons: 2
Coding region: 158-2893 (911 amino acids)
Biological process (GO): nucleotide-excision repair, DNA gap filling; immunoglobulin V(D)J recombination; double-strand break repair via nonhomologous end joining
Cellular component (GO): DNA ligase IV complex; DNA-dependent protein kinase-DNA ligase 4 complex
Molecular function (GO): DNA ligase (ATP) activity; DNA binding; ATP binding
Source: RefSeq, a predicted model, not a curated record